Molecule: messenger RNA, 480 nt
Organism: Peniophora sp. CBMAI 1063
Lineage: Eukaryota; Fungi; Basidiomycota; Agaricomycetes; Russulales; Peniophoraceae
Source: the annotation of a GenBank genome assembly
AUGGCUUCCUCAGCACCAUCCGAAAUGUCACAGAAAUCCGUAGUUCGCCGUCCUCUUGGCUCGCACAAGCACCGACUCCUCCGUGCACACUCCCGCAAGAGGCCCGCCAGCUGUACAGCGGAUGUGUCACGUUUUUCGAGCUACUCCACCAACGAUGGCAUACUAUUAGAGUGCUUGCUGAGGGAGUUGCGCCUCCAGCCCGCGCCGCGCUCCCUCGACGCUAUCGAGUUGAUGGCGGCAAUUGCACAUAUAAAAGCGCUAUGGGAGUGCUUUGAACACGGGUCUGAGUGUUAUGUGGACUCGAAUGGCUGUCAUAUCGCCAUUGGCGUAGCAGAGAGAGUUGCGUGGGCAUGGCAUCUAGCUGUCACCCCCACCGCGUUAGCUUGCGACGGUCCUCCACCUCGUCUACUCAAGGCCUGGGUUGCAAGACAGACUGCGGUUGCCUCCCGCGUCUGUACAGCGCAUGGCGAUUCUUCAUAG